Messenger RNA from Coccinella septempunctata (seven-spotted ladybird), 1839 nucleotides. RefSeq names its product tubulin beta chain (gene betaTub60D). The coding region runs from base 114 to 1475 and encodes 453 amino acids. The record is from RefSeq and is a predicted model, not a curated record. Gene Ontology annotation, cellular component: cytoplasm; microtubule. Gene Ontology annotation, molecular function: GTP binding; GTPase activity; structural constituent of cytoskeleton. The transcript is spliced from 3 exons. Gene Ontology annotation, biological process: mitotic cell cycle; microtubule cytoskeleton organization. Lineage: Eukaryota; Metazoa; Arthropoda; Insecta; Coleoptera; Coccinellidae.
GGCAAACGGUUUGGUGCUGGUAGCUUGGUGCUUGUGACUGACAGUAGCCAUCCUGACAGCUCGGUAUUCACCAUCUCUUCCUAUCUUUGGAUCCAAAACCGCAACAUUACACUAUGAGGGAAAUCGUACAUCUUCAAGCCGGUCAGUGUGGAAACCAAGUUGGAGCAAAGUUUUGGGAAGUCAUUUCUGAAGAGCAUGGUAUCGACCCCAGUGGAAUCUACACAGGAGACAGCAGUUUACAAUUAGAAAGGAUAAAUGUUUACUACAAUGAAGCUACAGUUGCAACCCGUAGCAAUGGAGGAAAAUACGUCCCAAGAGCCAUCCUUCUGGAUUUGGAACCAGGAACAAUGGACUCCGUACGAUCAGGCAUAUAUGGAAGACUUUUCCGACCAGACAAUUUCGUUUUCGGACAAUCAGGCGCUGGCAACAACUGGGCUAAGGGGCAUUAUACAGAAGGUGCAGAAUUGGUAGAUGCUGUCCUGGAUGUAGUUAGAAAAGAAGCGGAAAACUGCGACUGUUUGCAAGGAUUUCAACUCACCCAUUCACUAGGAGGUGGUACCGGAUCUGGCAUGGGCACCCUCUUAAUAUCCAAAAUCAGAGAAGAAUAUCCUGACAGAAUUAUGAACACCUACAGUGUUAUGCCUAGCCCCAAAGUAUCCGACACUGUUGUAGAGCCAUACAAUGCUACCCUUUCCGUUCACCAACUUGUAGAAAAUACGGAUGAAACUUACUGUAUCGACAACGAAGCUCUGUAUGACAUAUGUUUCAGAACUCUCAAAGUUCCGAAUCCAAGUUAUGGCGAUCUCAACCAUUUGGUGUCUUUAACAAUGUCUGGUGUCACGACUUGUCUCAGGUUUCCUGGUCAACUCAACGCCGAUCUUAGAAAACUGGCUGUCAACAUGGUUCCCUUCCCUCGACUUCAUUUCUUCAUGCCAGGCUUUGCCCCGUUAACCUCCCGUGGCAAUCAACAGUACAGAGCUCUUACAGUACCAGAACUCACUCAACAAAUGUUCGAUGCUAGAAACAUGAUGGCCGCUUGCGAUCCAAGACAUGGAAGAUAUUUGACCGUCGCUGCUGUCUUCAGAGGAAGGAUGUCCAUGAAAGAGGUUGAUGAGCAAAUGCUUGCUGUACAGAACAAGAAUAGCAGUUACUUCGUCGAAUGGAUUCCGAACAACGUCAAAACAGCCGUUUGUGAUAUUCCACCAGUUGGUUUGAAGAUGUCGUCUACAUUCAUAGGAAAUACCACUGCCAUCCAAGAACUGUUCAAGAGAAUCUCUGAACAGUUUGCUGCCAUGUUCAGGAGGAAGGCUUUCUUGCAUUGGUAUACUGGAGAAGGUAUGGACGAAAUGGAAUUUACUGAAGCUGAAUCCAACAUGAACGAUUUGGUAUCAGAAUAUCAACAAUAUCAAGAAGCAACCGCCGACGAAGAUUUCGAAACUGAAGAAGAACCAGCUGGAGACGACUUCAACUGCUGAUCUCACCUUUUUUCCUAGAUUCAAUUUUUCAUCUUUUCUGGCGAUGUGACGAACUAGUCUUCAAUAUUUCUCAAUUAUCAUCAUUAUUUUAGGAACGAAAUAAUUUAUUGAUACCGAAAUAUUAAUUUUUAGGAACACUUUUCAUACUUUUAUAUGGAACAAUAUUAUAAUAGGUAUAAGUGUAAGGUCCCCAUCCCCAAUUCUAAAUUAUUUAUUGACUCGAAAUGAAUUUAUGUAUAAAUUAUUGAAUGUAGAUCGAAGACUGAUUUUCUACAGAUUUUGUGGGGCUUAUAGUUAUUUAUUCAUUAAUUUUAGAAUCUUUUAAAUAAAUAAGGUUAUUGAAUUAAACUUUUUUUCUGAGCUA